AUGGGUCCGGGCCGGCGCAGGCCCCGCCGACCCAGGGGAGAGCGUGCGGCCGGGCAGGUGGACGCGAGGCCUGAGGCGCCCCGCCGGCCACCGGUGCCCUCCCGCCCCGUCCCCGGUCACUCCUUCCCUGGCUGGGUCGGGGAUGCAGCCUCCGCCGCUGCCUCCACGCCUCCGCCGCCGCCCCUCCGGAGCAGCCUAGGGCGAGCCCCGCCCCUCGCCGGCCGCCGGGGCAGCCGCCGCCAGCGUAACCACGCCCCUCGUGUGGCCACGCCCCCUCCCGGGCGCCGCCGGCCUGGGACCGCCCACGGGACUGCCCCGCCAGCGAGCCCCGCCUCCUCCUGGGCGCCCAAGGGCCGAGCCCGAGGCCAGGAAGGGGUUGGAAGGUGCAAGGUUCGUGUAGACCCUCCGCUAGACGUACGGUGGUGUGGAGGGCUGGGCACGGUGUCUGACCAGCCGCUGCGAUCAGAGAGCGACCGGGUGGCAGAGACUUCCACGGAAGCGAGCUUGGCGCUGUGUCUGAGGGGUCUGGGCUGCCCUGACGAAGCGACCAUGCUUCGGUUUAUUUCCAGAGUUCUUGCCUUCUUCCGGAGGAGGGUGGACUCGUCGGAGGCCGAGAGGGAGCAGCAUAUGAGGCUCUUGGAAGGUGCCACCAGGUUGAAAACUGUGCAAGGAGUUGUGACGAAUAUUUGUAGUGAUUAUGGUUUGAUUGAUGAAUUGAUCUACUUCAGUAGUGAUGUUGUGACUGGCGAUGUCCCUCUGAAGGUUGGACAAGAAGUCACUGCCAUUGUGGGAAAAGAUAAAACAUAUGGAUUGAAAGCAAUCAAAGUUCAGAUUGUGAGAAGGCAUGUUUACUCCGUUGGGCCCCGGGACUCCUAUGCCAGAGUUUCAUUUGGCUGUGUUUCCACUGUCGUGGAAGGCACUAACUACAUUGAUCACACAACCUACUUCUCUCUAGAUGUCGUUUGUAAAGGUUUCGAGCCUUACCAGGGGGACCGAGUAGAAGUUGAGUUUUGCACCCCGUCAGAGACACUGAACAGAAGGGCCCUGUCGGUGAAGCCUCGGAGACAUAAGCAUGUGCAUGAGGUCUGCAUUACUAGCCUCCAUGGAAGAAAUGGGGUGAUAGAUGAUAGCAUCUUUUUCACCUUGGAAUCUCUGAAGCUGCCUGCUGGAUACACACCUCAUGUAUCCGAUAUUGUUAAUGCUGUCGUGGUGGAGAGCAUUCAGUCCUGCUACACUUGGAGAGCAAUUUCUAUGACUCCAGUGAAAAGGUGCUAAUAAGAGAACAGCAUUUGUGUUCCCUGGGUGCCUUCUCUUUUCUUAUCAGCAAAA
Messenger RNA from Lontra canadensis (Northern American river otter), 1329 nucleotides. RefSeq names its product cancer/testis antigen 55 (gene CT55). The transcript has 7 exons. The record is from RefSeq and is a predicted model, not a curated record. Lineage: Eukaryota; Metazoa; Chordata; Mammalia; Carnivora; Mustelidae. The coding region runs from base 1 to 1275 and encodes 424 amino acids.